Fulvia fulva is the source of this 795-nucleotide messenger RNA. RefSeq lists its product as uncharacterized. The record is from RefSeq and is a predicted model, not a curated record. Lineage: Eukaryota; Fungi; Ascomycota; Dothideomycetes; Mycosphaerellales; Mycosphaerellaceae. The transcript has a single exon. The coding region runs from base 1 to 795 and encodes 264 amino acids.
AUGGCUCGCACUCGCGCUCAGCGUAAGGUCGCAGCGAAGAAGGUGGCAGCAAAGAAGGACAGCGGUGAAGCGGCAAGACAGGUUGCCAACACCUACGAGCUGGUGGAGCAGAUCAUGAUCCACCUGUGCGACCUCGAGCCCGUGGAAAUCAUCCGAAUGGAAGCCGUCAGCAAGACCUUCCAGCACGUCCUACGGAGAUCCAAGACGAUUCCGCCGAGUCUGCAGAUUCCACGGGUGAAAGACCUCAGCCGGCGGUUCAACGUCACGACAAUCUACGCAGAUGGCCUGCCGCCCAUCUUCCUUCAUUUCGACAUUACCGGGCGCCGGGUCCUUGUACCUGAUAAGCCAGAGAUAUCGCUUCUCGCGACUAUCGAUCAAAACGAGCUGAGAGACGAGAAAUGGCGCACGGGUGGAAUGUGGAGAUCGUGGCCGGUACUACAACCCAAUACAACGCAAAUUUCUCGGGUCAGUGUCUCAGGCCUCGGUGCAUUCAGUCCUGCAGGCAUGUCGACUGGUAAGUACGAUGUGAGCCUCAAGCACACGUCCGAAACGGCGAUUUCUCUGGGACAACUGGGCGACAUGGCGUACGAGCUUCAAGAUCUUAGCGGAGAUUUCACUAAUGUACAAUUCGACUUUGCCAUCGACGAAGCAGGUGACUCGACGCCGUGGCGGAGUGAUUUGAGAUCGUAUGACCAUAUUGCUAGAGGUCAGAAGGUCAUCCUGCCGGAGUACGGAAAGGCAAUGGCGAUGGCACGUGCAAUGAAGGAGCUGUGGAAGGGCAAUGAUGCGGCUUGA